CCAUCUUGAUAGUCCAGGGCACCGUCGCUCCCAUCGCGCAGGGAGGGGAUGGAGCAGCCUGCUACCCGGGCUGGAACCAGGACAACCCGCGGCCGCCGCCUCCACGACGCCCUAAUGGACUGAGGCCGGCCUCGAUGCGCCUUUUCUUCCCAUCCUCGGUCGACCAUGACUCGGGUUCGUCUCUGGUGUCAGUGAAGCCUGGGCCAGGGGGUCAGAGGUCGUCCACCCCAACCUGCACUUUUCCCUCUCUCACCCCUGCACCGCCCCUCCUCUCCCCCGCCCCACACCUUACCCCGCCUCACCCGAGGACCGGACCAAACCCUAGAACGCACGCACACACUCGGGCCCCAAGAUGAUGUGCGAGGUGAUGCCCACCAUCUCGGAGGACGGGCGCGGCGGCGGCGGAGGAGGCGGCUCGUCCUCGCCGGCGGGAGGCGGAGGAGGCACAGCCGUCGGGGGCUACGGCAGCAGGGACACCCGCGGAGGCGGAAGCGACGAAGGGGGCAGCACGGGAAACCUGGAGUCCCUGAUGGUCAACAUGCUGACGGAGAGGGAGAGACUGCUGGAGAGCCUGAGAGAGACCCAGGACAGUCUGGGGACGGCGCACCUCCGCCUGCGGGAGCUGGGACACGAGAAGGAGUCGCUCCAGAGGCAGCUGUCCAUCGCGCUCCCACAGGAAUUUGCCGUGCUGACCAAAGAGCUGAACCAGUGCAGGGAGCAACUGUUGGAGCGAGAGGAGGAGAUCGCCGAGCUGAAGGCGGAGCGCAACAACACCCGACUGCUGCUGGAACACCUGGAGUGGCUGGUGUCCCGUCACGAGCGCAGCCUGAGGAUGACGGUGGUGAAGAGGCAGGGGGUCUCCAGCGAGGUGGAGGUCCUGAAGGCCCUCAAGUCCCUCUUUGAGCACCACAAGGCUCUGGACGAGAAGGUCCGAGAGCGACUGCGCGUGGCGCUGGAGCGCGUAGCCACACUGGAGGAUGAGCUGCAGUCGUCCUCGCAGGAAGUUGUGUCGCUGCGAGAGCAAAUCAAGCGGCGACAGCAAGGACUGGACAAGGAGGUGGUUUCCGCUGCACGUUCCAACAUCAAAGUUCCUCAUUCACUCCAUAAACGUUCUCCACAGCGCCUGCCCAACGGCCCGUCCUCCAUCUUGGAUGAUGGCGAGAUUGAGCGACAGAGGGAGGGCGAGAUUGAGCGCCAGAGAUCGGAGCUGGGUCAGCUAAAGGAGAGACUGGCCCUCAUGUGCAGACAGGUGGGAGAGAUUGAGGAGCAGCUGACGUCCGCCAGGAGGGAGCUGGCCCGGUCGGAGGAGGCCAACCAGAAGCUCCAACGGGAUGUGAAGGAGGCGCUGUGUCAAAGAGAGGACAUGGAGGAGAGGAUCACCACACUGGAGCGCAGGUACCUGAGCGCCCAGCGGGAGGCGACAUCUCUCCACGACAUCAAAGACAAGCUGGAGAACGAGCUGGCCAGCAAGGAGUCUCUCUACAGACAGAGCGAGGAGAAGAACCGUCAGCUGCAGGAGCGCCUGGAUGAUUCCAAGCAGAAGUUGCAGCAGACCUUGCAGAGAGCAGAGACGCUCCCGGAGGUGGAAGCUCAGCUGGCUCAGAGGGUGGCGGCCCUCAACAAGGCCGAGGAGCGUCACGGAAACUUUGAGGAGCGCCUGCGACAGAUGGAGGCACAACUGGAGGAGAAGAACCAGGAGCUGCAGCGGGCGAGGCAGCGUGAGAGGAUGAAUGACGAGCACAACAAGCGUCUCUCAGACACAGUGGACAAGCUGCUGUCUGAGUCCAACGAGAGGCUGCAGCUGCACCUCAAGGAGAGGAUGGCCGCCCUGGAGGAGAAGAACGCCCUUUCUGAGGAGCUGUCCAACAUGAAGAAACUUCAGGAUGAUCUCCUGGUAAACAAGGACCAGCUGAUAGCGGAGCUGGAACGUCUUCAGCUGGAGUUGGACCAACUGAGGGCGAGGCCCGGCGGCUCUUAUUCCAGUCGAUCCCUGCCUGGCAGCGCUCUGGAGCUGCGGUAUUCCCACGGGAGCGGGUCUCUCCCGAUGGGCUCCACCACUCACCUGGAUGCCUUCGGUAACUCCUCACUCGGGGGCGGAGUCAGGCGGAGUCACCGCGCCCGUUGGAGCUCGGUGCGCGAGGACGCCACAAAGUAUACCGACUGGGAUACAGGGGCUCUGCUGGGGGCGGGCUACGAUCACGGCGUGGACGUGUGCUGCUCCGACGACGACGACGACGGCGACGGCGACCAUCGCUUCGGCUCGGAGCUGCUGUCCCCCAGCGGACAGACAGACGUGCAGACGCUGGCCAUCAUGCUGCAGGAACAGCUGGAGGCCAUCAACAAGGAGAUCAAGCUCAUCCAGGAGGAGAAGGAGAACACGGAGCUGCGAGCCGAGGAGAUCGAGAGCCGAGUCAGCAGUGUGGCUCUGGACAGUCCGCCCAUGCCGCCGUCCACGCUUGGGAGGGACGGCACGGGGCGGGGCUUCAUCCCUUCCUCCAUCACCUCCUCCACGCUGGCCUCUCCCUCGCCGCCCAGCUCGGGACACUCCACCCCUCGCCUUCCGCACUCACCUGCCCGCGAGAAUGACAGACAGAACAACAAAGACGACGAGCGCUCCCUCGCCCUCCUGGACUCCACGCCUCCUCCCACGCCACGCGCGCUGCGGCUGGACAGGAUGACGCUCACCCACCCUGGGGCGAUGCUGGAAGACUUCCGCAGUCUGUCAGCAGAUGGCAGCAGCACCAACAGCAGCCAGGAUUCUCUGCACAAGUCCAGCAAGAAGAAGAGCAUCAAGUCUUCCAUCGGACGACUUUUUUGGAAGAAGGAGAAGGGCAGGAUGGGUCAGCCUGGACGGGAUGGCUCUUCUUCUCUCGCAUCGACGCCUUCAGAAGACAUGGCCCCUGGAGACCCCAUGGGUUUGAACAAGACCGGCACUUUGGGUCCAGCAGACAAAGAUCGUCGCAGCAAAAAGAAGCACGAGCUCUUAGAAGAAGCGUGUCGCCAAGGUCUGCCCUUCGCGUCCUGGGAUGGACCCACUGUGGUGUCCUGGCUGGAGCUGUGGGUGGGAAUGCCGGCCUGGUACGUGGCGGCCUGCCGAGCCAACGUGAAGAGCGGCGCCAUCAUGGCCAACCUGUCCGACACGGAGAUCCAGCGUGAGAUCGGCAUCAGCAACCCGCUGCACCGCCUCAAACUACGCCUGGCCAUCCAGGAGAUGGUGUCCCUCACCAGCCCGUCAGCCCCUGCCAGCACUCGCUCCUCGACCAGCAACGUUUGGAUGACCCACGCCGAGAUGGAGUCCCUGAACGCAGCAACCAAGCUGCCGGAGCUGAAGGAGUUCAGCUGGGAUCAGAUUCUGGCGUACGGCGACAUGAAUCACGAGUGGGUGGGCAACGACUGGCUGCCCAGCCUGGGCCUGCCGCAGUACCGUAGCUACUUCAUGGAGUCGCUGGUGGACGCCCGCAUGUUGGACCAUCUGACCAAGAAGGAGCUGAGAGGACAGCUCAAGAUGGUGGACAGCUUCCACAGGGUCAGCUUGCAUUACGGCAUCAUGUGCCUCAAGCGCCUCAACUACGAUCGCAAGGAGCUGGAGCGCAGAAGGGAGGAGAGCGUCCACCAGAACAAAGAUGUGAUGGUGUGGUCCAACGAGCGGGUCAUGUGCUGGGUGCAGAACGUGGGCCUGAAGGAGUACGCCGACAACCUCCGCGAGAGCGGCGUCCACGGCGCCCUGCUGGCCCUCGACGACACUUUCGACUACACGGACCUCGCCCUGCUGCUGCAGAUCCCCAAUCAGAACACGCAGGCCCGACAGCUCCUGGAUCAGGAGUACAACUCACUCAUCACCUUGGGAACGGAGAGACGACCUGAUGAGGAUGGAACCAAGACGUUCACGCGCUCGCCUUCAUGGAGGAAGAUGUUCCGAGAGAAGGACCUGCGGGGUGUGACCUCCGACUCCGCCGAGACCCUGCCUGCUAACUUCCGUGCCUCCGCCAUCGCCACGCCCUCCGUCACCCUCAGGAAGGUUCAGAGUGACGCCAGCUCUGGUGCCCGGGGUGAGUCUGCCUCCGUGAGGACGUACUCCUGCUGAGGGCGCCACCGACCACGCCGACACCCUCGGAGGGAGCGUCCCAACACUUCAAGUCUGCAAUAACACGCACGGACGGGAACGGGAUGAAGCCAUGAAUGUGUCCUCCCAGCUGGAAGGUACAUCAGAUGUUCUUUGUGGACCAGCUAACGUGUCUUCAUUUCUUCUCUUCAACUAGUCUUUGUUGGCCAACAAGAAGAGGACGUAAACCAGUCAGAGUGACAAAGCGGGGCUCCGUUGUGACGCGAGCAGUAAAACAUGGCCGACGCCGAGACUCAAACCACAUCACAGGGACGCUCGUCGUCCUUUUGUCUUGAAAGCCGAUACGCCCAGGAAGCUCUUUUUCGAGGCAGACCAUAAUAAUAGGCAUCAAAUGCUCCGUGGGGGGAGCGGCGGGGGGGUUGUCACACAGGCAUGGGGUUCAACCGUCUUGUGGCAGAAACGUAUCUACAAAUUAGAGGUGACUCUGCAGACUGUAAGGACUAAAGUAUCGGGACACAAAACCAAAAACCAGAAAACACAUGCAAAUGAUAAUUGCUGCAAUUUCAAAAAUCCUGCAUGAUCAAAAACACAAAUGCCAAAAACAACCAAACUGUAGUUUUUUUUUGUUUUGUUUUUACAGAAUAUUCUACAAAUUUUUUACCUAAAUUAGGUAUAAAAAAUGUCGAAAUGCUACAGCAGUAUGGGCCACUUGAUAAGACCGAACCAAUCAGAAAGCGCUGUUCAGUAUUGUGGACACCGAUUGGCUCUGCCUCGGGCAGCAUAACUAUAUUGGAUUGUAAACGUGACUAAAGGGUGUUAAAAAAUAUUUAGAAGGUCUUAAAAAAACAAGUUUUUAUGCUAUGAAAAUGUUCCAUUUAUAGUUAAUGAUUCGUACUUUGCAUAAAUUAAUACUCCACGGUCAGGCCUGAAACCAAUCAACAUCAAUAAACAAAGAGCGACUACUAUAAGAGAAAUGCUGCAAGUUGCCAAGAAUACUGGGAAGUUAGCAAUGCUACCCGGAAGUUAGCAAUCUUACCAGGAAGUUAACAAUGCUAUCAGGAAGUUAGCAAUGCUACCAGGAAGUUAGCAAUCUUACCAGGAAGUUAACAAUGCUAUCAGGAAGUUAGCAAUGCUAUCAGAAAGUUAGCAAUCUUACCAGGAAGUUAACAAUGCUAUCAGGAAGUUAGCAAUGCUACCAGGAAGUUAGCAAUGUUACCAGGAAGUUAGCAAUGCUACCAGGAAGUUAGCAAUCUUACCAGGAAGUUAACAAUGCUAUCAGGAAGUUAGCAAUGCUACCAGGAAGUUAGCAAUGUUACCAGGAAGUUAGCAAUGCUACCAGGAAGUUAGCGAUGUUACCAGGAAGUUAGCAAUGCUGCCAGGAAGUUAGCAAUGUUACCAAGAAGUUAGCAAAACUAUCAGGAAGUUAGCUAGGCUACCAGGAAGUUAGGUAGCCUGAAUAAUGAAUUGUGAUUGUUUUUAUGAUAAAUUAUUUUUGUAUUUUAUGAUUUUUUUUAUUCGAAUUAUGACUAUUUUCAUUGUUAUUUAUUUUUUUAUUUGUGCCGUCUUGUACUGUAAUUUGCUGUAAAAUAGUCUGAAUUGCCUUGUGUACGAAUUGUGCUCUAUAAAUAAACUUGCCUUGCCUUGCUUAGGCUACCAGGAAGUUAGCCAGGCUACCCGGAAGUUAGCUAGGCUACCUGGGGCACCAGACCUUGAAAGAUUUUUUAAAAAAUUGGCAGAGUGAAAAGGUACAUUUUUGAUUAUGUUGUUUGGGAUAUACAGUAUAUGUCUGCUGAUCCAUAGUAGCCUAACUCACUUUGGUUUUUGUUCUGGGAACUUGCAGCAUCUCUGUCAAAUGUGUCACAUGUGUUUGAUCUGUUUUUGGCAUUUGCAGCAUUUUUUUCCCGCAUGUUUUUCAUCGUGUAGCGUUUUUGUGUUUGAAGCCUUUUUAAUAGUGUUUGGGUUUACAUGAUUUCUGUAUUUGGACUGUUUGCUCCUUAGGGCCACUGUUAAUAAUCAAUCAAUCAAUAGGAGGACUUUGGUUAUGUUCACACUGCAGGUCAAUUCAGGUCCUUUUUUUUGCCCACUUUUUUCCAAAUCCAACUCAGGUCUCUUUUGUACAUGGACAUAAAUUCGAUUUUAUAUCCAGUCUGUACGUACAGGGUGCGUUCAUCUGACACGUGUCAUCGAAAAGCAACAAAUGUCAUAAUUCUGGUGGGAAGGGCUAAUUUUUACUCAUUUUAAAGGGGGCGCUGGAGAGCCAAUUUUAAAAUGUCACCAUACCUGACAUUCCUGCAAUUUGAUGACUUUUUGUGCAUGUUGGGGGCCUCAAAAAGGUAUCAAAAUGUAUAGAAAAAUAAUAAUUGAAGCUGCGAACAGCGUAGAUCGAGCCCUUGCACUCUCGUGCCACUUGGGGUUCAUGCGAGUCAGCGGGUACGCAUGACGCACAUACUUGCCAACCCUCACGAAUUUUCCGGGAGACUCCCGAAUUUCAGUGCGUCCCCCGAAAAUCUCCCGGGACAGCCAUUCUCCCGAAUUUCUUCCGAUUUCCAGCCGGACAACAAUAUUGUCCUGAGUGAGGACAGCCUGUCGUCACGUCCGCUUUUCCUCCACAUAAACAGCGUGCCGGCCCAGUCACGUUAUAACAUCUACGGCUUUUGGAGAGUGCACAACUGCACACACAACAAGAAGGAGACGAAGCAGAAGAACGAAGAAGAGACAUGGCGACGACGAGUAAGAAGAAGAAGUACGCUUUCAAGUUCCAAAAUGAUUGGAAACAAGAAUUUCAGUUCAUCCAGGACAGCUCGAAGGGGAAGGGGUAUGCUGCUUGCAAAUUUUGUAAGAUCAGAUAUAUAUAUAUAUAUAUAUAUAUAUAUAUAUAUAUAUAUAUAAGAAAUACUUGAAUUUCAGUGAAUUCUAGCUAUACUCCUCCCCCCUUAACCCCGGCCCCUUAACCCCGACCCCGCCCACCUAAAAAAAACACACAAAAAAACAAUCUCCCGAAUUCGGAGGUCUCAAGGUUGGCAAGUAUGAUGACGCAUACGGUCUAAUGUUAACAUGCUAACCAAUAGCAUGUGUCAAGUACCAGGUUAUAUGACUUUAAGGUGUAUGGCUACAAAAUUGGCUAAAAAAGUUACCAAUAUCAUGUUAGCAUGCUACUGUUAACAUGUUAACGUUAGCAUGCUAACAGUUAGAUUGUGUCAAGUACCAAGUUAUACGACUAAUGUGUACGGGUUUAAAAUUGGCAAAAAAAAAAGUUAGAAUGAGAAUGUGUGAAUGUUGUCUGUCUAUCUGUGU
Messenger RNA from Entelurus aequoreus (snake pipefish), 7357 nucleotides. RefSeq names its product PTPRF interacting protein alpha 3 (gene ppfia3). Gene Ontology annotation, molecular function: protein binding. Lineage: Eukaryota; Metazoa; Chordata; Actinopteri; Syngnathiformes; Syngnathidae. Gene Ontology annotation, biological process: synapse organization. Bases 353 to 4084 code for a protein of 1243 amino acids. The transcript is spliced from 30 exons. The record is from RefSeq and is a predicted model, not a curated record. Gene Ontology annotation, cellular component: presynaptic active zone.